Nymphalis io (European peacock) is the source of this 5221-nucleotide messenger RNA. It is a transcript of the gene Etl1, whose product is annotated as SWI/SNF-related matrix-associated actin-dependent regulator of chromatin subfamily A containing DEAD/H box 1 homolog. The coding region runs from base 128 to 2749 and encodes 873 amino acids. The transcript has 15 exons. Gene Ontology annotation, molecular function: ATP binding; DNA binding; ATP-dependent chromatin remodeler activity. The record is from RefSeq and is a predicted model, not a curated record. Gene Ontology annotation, cellular component: nucleus. NCBI's taxonomy places the organism in Eukaryota, Metazoa, Arthropoda, Insecta, Lepidoptera, Nymphalidae.
AGUGUUGAUUUCAUGCUUAAAGAGUGUGUAAGAUUUAAAAUUUGUAAAACUUUCGUAAAAAUUACAACGUUUUAGUAAAUUUCGUAAUUAAGUUUCGGUGUAGAUUAUUGCGUUAUUGUUUAAUACGAUGUCUGAAAGUACUAGCCCAAGUGUUUUAAGUUAUCUAAGACAGUAUCGGUUUCAAAGGAAACCUACCCCUGGAUCCAGUGGAACCUUGACAGUAACAUCGGCCCCAUCGAGUAAUCAACAGCAAAUAAGGAUGCCUGCUCCAAACACAGCAAUUAGAAAUGGACCAAUAGUGUACAAACGGAUCAGAAUACAGGACUCAGACUCUGAUGAUUCAGCUUCUCCAGCAAAGAAACCAAUUGUGGAGUUGACCACGGCCGUUAAGGAGAGAAGGUUCAGGAACAUGCUGGAAAUGUUUCCUGAUAUAUCCCCUUUGUUCGUCAAAAAUACUUUGGUUAAACAUGGUUGGAAUGAAGAAAGAUCACGUGAUGAGCUUUUAAAGCAUGACCCUGAAAGUGAUGACAAGGCCUCACCUUCCACCUUCUUCGCAUCCCGGCCAGGCUUCUCAGGGCAAUUGCCUAAAUCUAAUGGAAUGGGGGUAGUCAGAGUGACAAGUGGACCUAGUGUAGUUGUUAGAAAGUCCUUAGCUGGUAAGGGUGGAAGGGCUCGGAGAGGGAGCAGUGGUAGUGAGGAUGACGAUUAUGGAGUCAGAAAAGGAAAGGACGACAGAGUUUAUGAUAGUGAUGAUUCAGACAACGAAAUAACUGAUGAUCUCGUGGGCGAUAAGAGAAAAGUAUUCGAAUUCCUAAACACAAGCAACAUGAAUGAACUCUCAUUGCUCAGUGGCUGUUCACAGAAAAAAGCGGAGGCCAUCAUAGCACAGAGACCUUUCAAGGGAUGGCUUGAUAUGGUAGAGAAGUUCAAUAACAACAAGAUGCUGAGCACGGAUUUAUUGAAUUCAACACAAGAGCUCCUCUGUACCAGAAACAACAUACAGAGGUUGAUGAAAAAGUGCGUCGGUCUCGCUCAGCAGCUGGAGUCUGCUGUGGCUGCUGGAGCGGGCCGGUUGAAGCAGCCGACCACUUUAGAUUCAAGUUUAAAAUUAGCACCAUACCAGCUAGUAGGACUCAACUGGUUAGCGGUGCUGCACAAGCAAGGAGUGUCCGGUAUUCUUGCGGAUGAAAUGGGCUUAGGGAAAACCGUCCAGGUGAUCGCUUUCCUUGCACACUUGAAAGAGACAGGACAAGCCAGGGGAACACAUUUGGUCGUCGUACCAGCUUCCACACUAGAUAAUUGGAGUAGUGAGUUGGCCCGCUGGUGUCCGUCGCUACGUGUUAGCAAGUAUUACGGUAACCCAGAGGAGAGGCGACUGCUUCGCAUUGAAUAUUCGCGGGGAUUAGAUCAAAUUGACAUCGUUCUUACAACUUAUACAAUGGUGAGCAGCUGUCCCGAAGAACGCAAGAUGUUCCGUAUAACGCCGAUGCACUAUGUCAUAUAUGACGAAGCGCAUAUGCUUAAAAAUAUGUCAACUCAAAGAUAUGACAACUUAUUAAAAAUAAAGUCCAAACACCGCCUGCUACUAACGGGGACACCUUUACAAAACAACUUAGUCGAGUUGAUGUCACUUCUAUGCUUUGUGAUGCCACACAUGUUCUCUGGUAAAACUGAUGAUUUGAAGAGCUUGUUCCAAAAGAAUGCGAAAGCAAAAACCACAAAGAAAACAAAUGGUAACACAGAUGAUGACGUGCCAGCCUUUGAACAGAGCCAGAUAACACAGGCCAAGCGUAUUAUGAAGCCUUUCGUACUAAGGAGGUUGAAACGUGAUGUACUACAGGACCUGCCAAAAAAAACCAACCAUACAGAGCUGUGUCCCAUGUCCGAGAAACAGCAGAGGCAGUAUAAGGAACUCAUUGCCGGAUUCUCUGCAAAGGAUGGCACAAUACACGCAACGACCGAGCAGAGCGGUAUAUCGAUGAUGAUGGACAUGCGCAAGCUGGCCAACCACCCGCUGCUGCUGCGCUUCCACUACGACGCGGCCGUCACGCGCAAGAUGGCGGCGCGCCUGGCACGCGACCCCGCGCACAAGGAGAAGAACGAGCAGUACGUGUUUGAGGACCUCAUGUGCAUGUCCGACUUCCAGAUGCACCAACUCACCCAGCAGUAUUCGUGUAUUAGAUCAUUCUCGGUGCCAGAUCAUUUGAUAGAAGAUUCUGGUAAAUUCCUUAAAUUGGAUGAGAUGUUGCCCAAGCUUAAAGAGGAAGGUCACCGUGUCCUAAUCUUCAGCCAGUUUACAAUGAUGCUGGACAUCAUCGAACCAUACCUCAGACUACGUAACUACCGCUAUUUAAGGCUAGACGGCAGUACUGCUGUUAAUGAAAGACAAGAUCUAAUUGAUCGGUAUAACAAUGAGGACAUAUUUGUGUUCCUGUUGUCUACAAAAGCAGGAGGUCUUGGAAUAAAUCUAACGGCUGCAGAUACUGUGAUCAUUCAUGAUAUUGAUUUCAACCCUUAUAAUGACAAACAGGCUGAGGACAGAUGUCACAGAAUGGGUCAAACUCGUCCUGUAACGAUCUACCGUUUGUUAAGUGCUGGGACAAUUGAAGAGGGCAUUUAUCAAGUGGCACAAGAGAAGCUGAACCUUGAGAAACAUGUUACGGGCGCUGAUGAAAAUGAAGGAACUGAGCAGAAAAAUGUAGUGCGUCUAUUGUCAGCAGCCUUAGGAUUGACUUCACCGAACAAAUGAUUGUUAGCGAAUGAUGUAAUUGUCAUAGACUAGUGAAAUGACACUGACCGUCGUAUGAAAGUGACUUAAAAAAGUGCUAUGAACCUGAAACAAUAGUGUAUCGUAAUAUAUUGUGUAGAAGAACAAAACAAAUACCUAAGUGAUUGUGUACAAAGUGAAAGAGGUUAAGUCAUUCCCAUUUGUUGAGAUGUUAACUUUGAAUGAUACUGUAUUUAUUCUUUAUCUAUUGUCAUAUAGAAACAAAAAAAAAAUUUUAGUUCAACAUUAUGAGGCAUUUUGUUAAAUUUUAUCCAAAAAAGAACAAAGUUAUUUUUCCGAGUUAUUUUUUAUGACCAAUUGAAAUAUUUCGUAAUGGAUUUGUCAGUUAACCCGUGCAACUUAUAAAUCUAUGGUUAAAUGAAUAAUUGUAUAGUAAUUAUUAUAUUUACUAUAACUAUGAAAUUUAUCUUUGCACAAAAUUUCGAAAAAAGGCCUUGAUCUGUGACAUAACUUUUUUGGGUUUCUAUCAGACAAUAGUGUAACAUGAAACAGGAUAUAUUUAUUAAGUGAUUGCUAUGUGAUUGGGUAAAAAAUAUCCACACCAUAUAGGACUAAAGAAAUUUUUGGAUAAUAAAAUGAGUGGGAGCAAGAUUAUUCAUAUUAUAUGUUCUGAUGCUUAAAUUAUUAAUUAAUUGGUUAAGUAUAUUAAACUGCUGUUAAUUUUAAAUUAAAAUAAAACUAAGUUUUGAAAAAAAAAAACCCUUUCAAUUGUCUCGAUUUGUAAUUGUAAGUAAGAAAAGAUCUUGUAAUUCCUUUUACAUAUUGCUUGUGAAGUGGUAAGCGAUUCUAUAGGAGCUCAAGCUUACAGCAGACGAAUCACAUUUGGCGCAGGCCAGUGUUGCCCCUAACCUCUUAUUCGAUCCAAGGCUGAGCUUGCAUUGUUAUGCAGCACAAUAAGUUGACAUGUUCAUGUGUGUAUAAAUUGAAAACUAUAAAUGGCUCAGGGUAGAGAGUUGCAGUAGAUGUAUGUUGUUGCGUUUUCGUAGGAUUAAUGAAUCAGUGUAAUUAUAGAGGGAACGUAACAUGAUUUUCAUAUAUUUUAAAUUAAUAUUAGUAUGUUUUUAAUAUUGAAAUUAUAAAUUCAUAUUAUUUAAUGCAAUAUAUAGUUGAUAAAUGAAUCUAUAAUUAAAUGAAAACUGGGUACUUAGAAAAGUGAGUGGCUUCGGAUUUCUGGACCUCAAAUAAAAAAGUGCCUAGGGGCUUAGGAUAUUUGAUUUAGCUCUCAAUAAUAAAAAUACUUUUAAAAUCUCUUGCUAAUUCACAAGCAAAUGUAUUAAAAUAAUUUAUAAAAUAGUUAAACCUCAAAUGACUUUGGUCUGUAAUUAAUUGGAAAUUGUCUCUAAGCUAAAUUAAUUUGAUCUAGAAUAUAAUAAAGGAGCUGUAUAAAUGUUAUCAAUGUUUACUUUCCAACCACACUGCCUUUUCAAAAUAUACACGGAGACUGUCAUAUAUAUGUAAACUAUAUUCUAAAUAUGUAUAUUAAAAACAUGAAAUAAAAUAAAACGAAUUAAAAAUAUGACUACGCAUUAUUUAUAAGAUAAUAAACUAGUAUUAAUUAAAACUAGACUAACGAGUUGAGAUUUUCAUAAAAAACUUUAAUUUAAAAAUACUAUAUAAAAGUAUCAUUCAUUAUUCAGAACUGAUUUGUAGAACAAAAAUAUUUCCAUUUUGCCCUUGUAUAAAUACAUGUUUAUAUAUUCGUAAGCUUUUCCUGAGUAGUUUUAUUUUAAAUACGCUACCAUAUACGGUAGCAAAUUGCUUGCGUGCGACUUAACCGUACGUUUAGAAACAAUAGUAUGUUGGGUAAUACUAUUUGUAUUACAUAGACCAUUUCGCGGCUUCGUUACUUUGUCUGUCUCAGGUUUUGUAGUAACGUUCUCAAUAUAUUUUCGAUUUGAUCAUUUUGUCUCAUACAUUAUUUUUAUGAAUACUAGAAACCGUUACAUAUUAAGGUUAUGAUCAAAUUAUUCUAUAUCCAUAUCAGUAUUUAUUUAAAUGGUGUUUCGCAAAUAUAAUGUGCUUCAUUCAUGUUUAAAGGCAACAUGCGUGCAGUCACGAAGGUAGAUUGUACGCACGUUGUAUCCUCAAUACGUACUUGUAAUAACUUAUUUUAAAUUCUUCAUAUAUAAUAAUUAAGAUAUAUAAUACUGCUAUAUAUGUGAUAUGGCAAUCGCAAGUUAUGCCUCUUAGCUGUAUAAUAUAGACAAAUAUGUAGCCAUAGAACUCGAAUUGCUUGUAAAUAUUAAAAUAUAUAUAUAUUAUUACAAUAAAAGUAGAAAUAAAAUUGUAACUGAUUUUGGAAUUUAACAUUUAAUAAUUAAUAAAUAAUUCUUGUAUAACGUAACAGCUUAAAUGGAUUGUAUUGUUUAAUAUAUACAUAUAUGUAAAUUGGUGUAUGUUAUGUAAAUCUAAAAUAUUUAUAAGAUAAAGUAU